AUGCGUCAAAUUGAAUUGAAAAAUAAAUAUUUUACUUUUGUACAACAAACAAAGUGGAACAAAUAUUUAAUAUAUGUAUAUGGUCUUGUUGAUCCUGAUAUAUCUGAAAUAAGUUAUCAUGAAAGUCGUCGAGGUACACGUAUGAUUCCAUUUCGAUCUUACGGUCAACCACCACCUGAUGAAAAAUUUAUUGAACUCGAUUAUUUUGAACUUCGUGUCAACAAUUAUAUUGUUCCAUCGAAUGAUACAACAUAUCAUUGUAAAAUUUAUAAAUACAAAAUAUUGAUCGAUGAUGAGAAUUCCGAUCUUGUUCAUCAUUUACUUUUACAUGGAUGUAAUUCUUCAUUUAUUUUUAAUGAUAAUAAUCUUCCUGAUGAAGUAUGUGAUGAUAUUGUCGAUCAAAGUGAACUUUGUGCGACAAAUAUUGCUACUGGUUGCGCAAUCGGUGGUGAUCAUAUACUUGAAUUUCCUGAAAAAGCUGGAUAUCCAGUUGGUGUGAGCUCUCCAAAUAGAUAUUUUAUGAUUCAAACACAUUAUGACAAUUCAAAACAAACUUCAAAUCGUCGUGAUAAUUCUGAAAUUCGAUUUUAUCUUGGUAAUAAACUUCGUCAACAUGAUCUUGGUUAUUUAACACUUGGUACAGUUUCAACUCUUUUUGGUCUUAUUAUUCCACCAAAAGUUGAAAAUUUUAUUGUUGAUUCCUAUUGUCCCAGUAUAGCUACUGAAAUUAUUCCAAAAUCAGGUAUAACGUUAUUAUUUGCUUUUCUACAUACUCAUUUACAUGGUGUUAGUUUAUGGGCUAAAUUAAUUCGUAAUAAAACAGUUGUUGAAUAUUUAUUUAAUGCUGAAUCAUAUAAUUUUAAUUAUCAAUUUGAAAAUCGUUUAACAAAAAGAAUUCAACUUUAUCCAGUAGAUGAAUUUGCUACCCGAUGUGUUUAUAAUACAAUGAAUAAAAAUGAAAUUACAUUGGGUGGACAAGGAACAAGAGAUGAAAUGUGUUUACAUUUUUUCACUCAAUCAUUACAGACAUUAAUAAAUUCUAAAUCACAAUUUGAUUUUUAUACUGCCAGAAAAUGGUUACAUGAUUUGAUAUGGACAACAGAAUCAUCCAAACAAUGGCAAGAAUAUUACAAUAAUGUUCCACGUCUAUCUAUUUUUACACGAGCAGGACAAAUUCAGAUUGAAAAUCUUACUGUUUUACCAGAAUAUCAAGAUUUCAAACCAGUUCAAUGUCAAAAAUAA
Molecule: messenger RNA, 1242 nt
Organism: Rotaria sp. Silwood1
Lineage: Eukaryota; Metazoa; Rotifera; Eurotatoria; Philodinida; Philodinidae
Source: the annotation of a GenBank genome assembly